AUGUUCACAAAUUAUCAAUAUCAAAUCUGGGUCUACGAGUGUCAAAAAUUGAUUCAAGAAAGAAAAAUUGCUAAAAUGAAGAAAAAAAGAAUUUUAGCUGCUCUGUUUUUAAACGAGGUAGGAUUAUUCAAAAGAAAUUAUACGAAGAAACGUUAUUGGAUUCAUCCUUUAUUUAAAUUACGGGACGAUCACGGAUUCAUCGAGGCUAUAUUUCCAACUCUUUUAUCAUUUCCGGGAAAAUUCGAAAAUUAUUUUCGAAUGAAUGUGGAACAAUUCGAAGAAUUAUUAGGUUUGGUUGGUCCUUUGAUUAGUAAACAAAAUACUGUAAGAAACUCUAUUUCAGCAACAGCAAGACUUGCAAUGACCCUAAGAUACUUGGCAACAGGUGAUUGUAUGGCUUCAGUAUCCUAUCAUUAUCUUUGUCCUGAUAAUGCUGGCUCAGCGUAUUAUAAUUAUAAAAAUCAUCAUAGUGUUGUUUUAAUGGCUAUUUGUAAUGCGGAUUAUUCAUUUGUUUGUGUGGAUAUUGGUGCUUAUGGUCGACAAAGUGACGGUGGUAUUUUCAAAAAUUCCGCGUUUGGUCAAAAAUUUGAAUAUCAGCAAAUGAAUGUGCCGCAACCA
This is a messenger RNA of Cotesia congregata, 618 nucleotides long. NCBI's taxonomy places the organism in Eukaryota, Metazoa, Arthropoda, Insecta, Hymenoptera, Braconidae. The record is from the annotation of a GenBank genome assembly.